Molecule: messenger RNA, 462 nt
Organism: Trichomonas vaginalis G3
Lineage: Eukaryota; Parabasalia; Trichomonadida; Trichomonadidae
Product: amyloid-beta binding
Exons: 1
Coding region: 1-462 (153 amino acids)
Source: RefSeq, a predicted model, not a curated record
AUGAUAAUUCUUUCAUUAAUCAAACUAGCAAACAGUUUACCACCAUGCGCGAGUCUUAAUAGAUGGUAUCUCGAUUGUAAUAUGUCAACCAGUAAAGAUCCAUUCGUUAUUACUUGCCCAAGUUCUGGAUAUUAUGAAUAUAGCUGCACUCCAGUAGUUGAAUGCGAAGGUGAAACUACUGUCAAACAGAAAGUCCUUUGCUACCCAACAGAUGGCAAAAGUCCUGCAAUUGCAUUAACAUUAUCAGUUGUUUUAGGUUUUCUUGGAGCAGAUCGAUUUUACCUUGGAUAUCCAACAAUUGGUAUUUUCAAAAUGUUUACUGGUGGAUUCUUUGGACUCGGAUGGUAUAUCGAUAUUUUCCUUAUCGCUUUAAGAAUUGCAAAACCAGCUCAAGGAAACGUAUACAGAUUUGAACCGAACGCUAACUUUAGAAUCCGUCUUCCAGGAGAAGUCUGGAUGUAA